AUGGCCUUCGAAGAUUGUGAGAAGACUUCUUUUAUCACACCAUGGGGAACUUUCUGCUAUCGGAUUAUGUCUUUUGGGCUGAAGAAUGCAGGAGCUACAUUUCAGCGAGCCAUGACUGCCUUACUGGAAAAGUUCAAGCUUCGCCUCAACCCGCAAAAAUGCGUCUUUGGAGCAACCGGAGGCAAGCUAUUAAGCUUCAUCGUCAGUGAAGAUGGCAUCCGAGUGGACGAAACCAAGACCAAAGCAAUCAUCGAGAUGCCACCGCCCAAUACUAAAAAAGAGAUUCGGGAUUUCCUCGGAAGGAUCCAGAUCGUAAAAUGGCAACUGCUGCUUUCUAAGUUCGACGUCACCUAUGUCACUCAAAAGUCUAAGAGAAGCCAUAAUCUUCUUGUGAAGAAGUUACAAGUCUUUGGAGACUCACAACUCAUCAUCAAUCAGAUGAAUGGCGACUGGAGGACCAAGGAUGAAAAGCUGAUCCCAUAUCACGUCUAUUUGGAGAAUAUGACUGAGGAGUUUGAAGAGAACACAUUUUUUUACAUGCCCCAAGCCAAGAACCAAUUUGCGGACACUCUGGCUACCCUCGCCUCGAUGUUGAAAAUCCCGAAAGGAGUUGCUGAAUGGGAACUCACCGUCAAACUCCAGGAAGAACUUGCAUUCUGCUUAUAG
Molecule: messenger RNA, 666 nt
Organism: Magnolia sinica
Lineage: Eukaryota; Viridiplantae; Streptophyta; Magnoliopsida; Magnoliales; Magnoliaceae
Exons: 4
Coding region: 1-666 (221 amino acids)
Molecular function (GO): RNA-DNA hybrid ribonuclease activity; nucleic acid binding
Source: RefSeq, a predicted model, not a curated record